AAAACACUUACCCACUUCUUUCUCUCUCUCUCUCUCUCGUCACUUCUCUCCUAAUUUUCAGACUUCUUCAAACUCCCCCCUUCUCCUCCCUUCACACACUUCGUGUGUUGUGUGUGUGUGUGUGUGCUUGUUUUAUGAACAUUUAAUGGUCUGUGUGAAACAAAUGACAACUACUACAGACCACCCUAAACUUAAUACUUGUAUAUCUUCUGAAGUGGUCCAUUUGUUUCAAAAUAACAACCCACCAAGAAAUGAUAUUGAUGUUAAUAACAAUAAUAAUAAAAAUAAUAAUGUUGAUGAAAACAAUGAUUUAAUAAAAAGUGAAAAAGGGUGUUGCUCAAAUAUGGUUAUUAUCAAAGAAUGCAGAAUUUGUCAAGAAGAGGAUGAUCAACAUGAUUUGGAAUCCCCUUGUGCUUGUAAUGGCACUAUCAAGUUUGCUCAUAGGAAAUGCAUUCAGAAAUGGUGUAAUAAGAAAGGGGAUCUAACCUGUGAGAUUUGUAAUCAGGUUUACGCACCCAAUUAUACUCUUCCACCAACAAGAAGUAAUCCUGAUGUUAUGACUAUUGAUAUCAGGCAUGCUUGGGGCCCACAAAUUGAUCUCCGCGAUACUCACUUUUUGGCAUUUGCUUCUGCGGAGCACCAGUUUCUUGAACCAGAUUACGAAGAUUACGCCGUAUCAAGUAAUAGCAACAUUGCUUACCUCCGGUUGAUGGCUCUUAUUUUGAUGAUGAUAUUGCUGAUACGCCAAGCUUUGCUAGUCACAAAAGACCUGGGAAUGGUGCCAGAGUCAUCGAAAUUUUUUAAGUUCCAGGUUUCUGUUCUUCAGCUGGCAGGAUUUCUUCUCCCGUGCUAUGUGGUUAGUCGCUCAUGGCUAAUGAUUCUUCGGCAAAGGAGAAGGCAGGUGUAAUAAUGAUAUUCAGUAAGUGCUUUUGUGUAUCCUUCGGCUUUAUGAGAAGCAUUUUCAUGGCCUCAGCCAUGAAGUGAAUUGAGUAUAUAUUAGCAGCCGUUUCUUAAGCUUUCCAAGGCUGCAUCUACAAGAAUCAAAGGGAGAGGACUACUCAAUAUGCAAAGAUGUUUUCCUUUAUAGUGAAUCUGGUUUAGCCACUUCACUUGAUGUCAUCUUAUGUAAAUUGUGAAUAUUGUUGAGUUAAUUGCUCUCUUACAUUUUGAUUCUUUUUUGUGCUUUCCUGUAUGCUAUGGAGCGUUGAACCAUCUGAUUUACUGGAAUUGUGCGAUAUGGAUUGAUGGGGUCGGUGAAAACUAUAUCUAUGUCCACAUAUGUUUCUUAUAGCUUCAACCAA
Molecule: messenger RNA, 1301 nt
Organism: Erigeron canadensis
Lineage: Eukaryota; Viridiplantae; Streptophyta; Magnoliopsida; Asterales; Asteraceae
Exons: 7
Coding region: 146-907 (253 amino acids)
Biological process (GO): protein ubiquitination
Cellular component (GO): membrane
Molecular function (GO): zinc ion binding; ubiquitin-protein transferase activity
Source: RefSeq, a predicted model, not a curated record